AUGCAGUGCAGCGGCCUCUUCCCCCUCGUGCUUCUUGCCCUGGGCAGCCUGGUACCUUGGACUGUGGAAGGCGCUGGAAAUUCGUUGAAGGCUGGAACCUGCCCGGCUCUAAAACCUGGCCGAUGCUUGGAGGCAUUUGGGACCCCUGAGUGCCAGAGUGACUGGCAGUGUCCAGGGAGGCAGAUAUGUUGCUCUGAUGUUUGCGGAAUCAGAUGUGUGAACCCCGUCAGCAUCCCCAACCCAAUGGGGCUGAAGCCUGGCAGGUGUCCUCUGGUCAACGGCCAGUGUCUGAUCCUCAAUCCCCGCAACCACUGUGAGACAGACCGUCAGUGUGUGGGUGACUUCAAGUGCUGUAGGGGCCUGUGCGGGACGUCCUGCGUGGAACCUGAAUAAGCCCGAUUCCUGUCAUUUGGAAGAGGCUCUGGAUUCCUAUCUGGGGCCUGGGACUUGGAUCACUGGGACACCUCAUGGUGAAGGCUUGGUUCUACCACCAACAUCUCUUUGGGGGAAAGGC
Molecule: messenger RNA, 514 nt
Organism: Hyaena hyaena (striped hyena)
Lineage: Eukaryota; Metazoa; Chordata; Mammalia; Carnivora; Hyaenidae
Product: antileukoproteinase-like
Exons: 4
Coding region: 1-393 (130 amino acids)
Biological process (GO): antibacterial humoral response; innate immune response
Cellular component (GO): extracellular region
Molecular function (GO): peptidase inhibitor activity
Source: RefSeq, a predicted model, not a curated record